Messenger RNA from Pelmatolapia mariae (spotted tilapia), 1548 nucleotides. Its product is annotated as cell adhesion molecule 3-like. The record is from RefSeq and is a predicted model, not a curated record. Gene Ontology annotation, cellular component: membrane. Gene Ontology annotation, molecular function: integrin binding. The transcript is spliced from 5 exons. Gene Ontology annotation, biological process: cell-cell adhesion. The coding region runs from base 80 to 1066 and encodes 328 amino acids. NCBI's taxonomy places the organism in Eukaryota, Metazoa, Chordata, Actinopteri, Cichliformes, Cichlidae.
AUUUAGAAAAAGCUGUUUAGGUGGAUCUGCUUCGUUUUUAGUUUCCUUCUGAGGGUUUUGUACGCUUGGUGAAAACACUAUGUUUUUCUUCAUCUUUAUUGCGUGCAUAGGAAAGCCUGUGAGCACUUCCUGUCCGUUAGAAAUAAGCCCUCCUAGUGUUGUGGUAAGGUAUCAAGGCUCCUUUUCAGCUAACUGCACCUCACUAUCGAACCAGACCGAUGGAAUGGGAUGGGAGUCUCCAUAUGGAGGAGUGGACCUUGCCCAGGGUGUUUCUUCUCUUCCCUUUAAAAUUGACUCUGUGCCAGAGUGGGAGAUUGGUCCAAUCUGUUUUAUGAAUCUCCGUGAUGGUUAUCAGUGUACAAAAGCGUUACCAGUCACUGUUUAUAAAAUGCCAGACAGUGUGUCUCUGAAGAAUUUAAGUGCAGUGGUGGAAGGCCGACAGUUUGCCAUACAGUGUGACAUUGUUAAUGUUGCACCAGCAAGAAAUCUCUCUGUGCUUUGGCACAAAGGAAAUAAGAUCUUGUCUUCUCAGACAUUUGAUGAGUCCAGUCUGUCUAACGUCAGUAAGUCAUCUGUCCUCACUCUGACUGCUCAUAGAGAUGAUGAUGGAGCUGAGAUCUGGUGUGAAGCAAAGCUGAACUUGUGGCCAGAGGAACAAAGUCCUCCUCCAGUGCGCUCAGAGGCGCAUACUCUGACUGUGCUCUACCCACCAACCUUUAUCAGCGCUUCAAAUGAGACUCUGGACUUGCCAGCUGGUAAAAACAAUUUAAGUUGCAAUGCUACAGGAAACCCUGUGCCAUCAUACCACUGGCAAUUCCCACAAGCAGCACAAGAGACAUACAAGAAUCAAGAUGUGAAUCAUCCUAUUGUGACUCGACCAUUUGAGUUUCCAGGGGUCUAUACUUGCACCGCCUCAAACAGCCAGGGCACUGUGACUAAAUACUUCACAGUCAACAAACCUCCAGGUAUUGGUUCCGGGGUCAUUGCUGCGAUUGUAAUCGCUCCACUCGCUGUAAUUGCUGUUAUCUUUGUUGGGAGAAAGAUUUAUUACAAAUCUAAAAGCUGAGAGAGAGAAUGUAUUUUUAAAGUCAAAAAAUUUGCUGUGCCAGGUUUAAAUCCUCAAAGUUUCUCAGCUACAUUCUUAAAUUUAUUAAAAACAUGAGAACUAGUAACGUUCAAAUAGCAUGUUUCGUUUUAGCAAUUUGUACACUUUUUUAGUUUUUAUAGAAACAUGAUUGUACUUAUCAGUUGUGAUGUCUGUAUUUUUUUCUUUCAAUGUUUUAGUGUUUUGCUUUUUUGACACCAUUAUAAUUAGUCAAUAAAAAUGUUGUUCUUUUCAAAUACAGGCUUCAUUUGUCGAGAUCACAAAGAUUCACGGUGUAGUAUUAGUACUGUGCAUUAUCAGUAUUAGUAUGUCCUCACUAAUGCACACUAGUUUUCAGGUAUGAUCUCCUGAAAACAAGAUUAGUAACUUUUUGCAGCAUUGCUCACUUGCCACAUGUUGUCUUUUCUCAAUUUAUUUUGGAUCUGAAAUCCAGUUUUACAAGU